AUCGCAAAAUUAUUUCUACAAGACUACAACUAAAUAUACCACCCAAUUAAAGCACAUGUCCCUACUAUAUAUAUCAUAUGUGAAUAUGCAUAUGGAAAUAUUGUGGAUUACUCUGAUUGGGGAUGCUGGGUGGUGUGCAAAAGUUUUAUUCUCACUGUGGGCAUGUGUGUGGAUGUGGUGUGUUGUGUGUGGGAUCUUUAUAUGUAUUUAUUGAGUGAUAAAGAAAAUAAAGAGAGAAAGCAACUUGUGGGUUUUUUUUUUCUCCACCUCUCUCUCUCUCUAAUCAAAUGUGAGAUUCUUGAUUCAUCUCUCUCUCCUUAUUGCUUCCCCUUUCUCCAUAUCCAAAACCAAAAUCUGUGAUCAGGGCUUCCAUAUAUGUCCCAUCUAGACUGAAAAAAUCAAGUGAGAGAGAACAUGCAAGAAAGUGAUCAGAGUCAUUCAGCAGCAGAUCAUUCACAUGCAAACAAGAAAAGGAAGAUGGGUGAGAGAGUUGUGGUUGCUGUGAAAAUAGAGGGAAAAGAUAAGAAACAGCAUAGAAAUGAAGGGCCUCCAUCUGAUUGCUGGUCUUGGAGAAAAUAUGGCCAAAAACCCAUUAAAGGAUCUCCUUAUCCAAGGGGGUACUACAGAUGCAGCACAUCCAAGGGCUGCUCAGCCAAGAAGCAAGUUGAGAGAUGCAAAACAGAUGCAUCAAUGCUCAUCAUCACUUACACAUCCACCCACAAUCAUCCAGACCCUGCACCUUCCUCUCUCUCUCCCCACACCAAACUCACCAAUGCCCAUCACUCCCACCCCACAACUCCGAAUCAAGAACAAGAAUCAGAAACAAACCCAGAAGAAACACUGAAUUCCGGAGAUGACCGUCUUCAAUUCUCCCAAUCCCCAUUCGUUUCCACGUCGGAUCACGCAGCCCCCUUUGAGGAAAUCCUUCAAACACCUGGCGCGCGCUACGGCGACGAGGCGUCGCCGCUGCUGAAAUCGGAGGAGAAUGAUUUCUACGACGAGCUCGAGGAACUGCCCACUUCUUCCUUCUUCACGGCUUUCAUGAAGAGCGGCUUCUGUGAGGAGAGGAUUACUGUAAAUCUAUCUUGAAAACUGCUGUGUGUGUUUUUAGGUGAAAAGUGUGUGUGUAGAUGUUUGCUUAGUAAAUUAGUAUGUUGAUAUGAAGAAAAAGAAAAUACUCUGUAGCUAUGGUGAUGUUAAAUUGGAGUAGUUUGUGUCAA
This is a messenger RNA of Salvia miltiorrhiza (redroot sage), 1220 nucleotides long. Its product is annotated as probable WRKY transcription factor 35. Gene Ontology annotation, cellular component: nucleus. The transcript has 3 exons. Bases 415 to 1089 code for a protein of 224 amino acids. Gene Ontology annotation, molecular function: DNA-binding transcription factor activity; transcription cis-regulatory region binding. Gene Ontology annotation, biological process: regulation of DNA-templated transcription. NCBI's taxonomy places the organism in Eukaryota, Viridiplantae, Streptophyta, Magnoliopsida, Lamiales, Lamiaceae. The record is from RefSeq and is a predicted model, not a curated record.